Molecule: messenger RNA, 1353 nt
Organism: Candidozyma haemuli
Lineage: Eukaryota; Fungi; Ascomycota; Pichiomycetes; Serinales; Metschnikowiaceae
Gene: WSC4
Product: Wsc4p
Exons: 1
Coding region: 1-1353 (450 amino acids)
Cellular component (GO): plasma membrane
Source: RefSeq, a predicted model, not a curated record
AUGCUUCGUUCGCUUCUUCCCUUGACACUAUUGUCCCUCGCGGCAGGUCUUGAUCUCAAUGUCUGCUCGUCUCGAAACAUCGGCGGCACUUUAAAGACUUCUGAUCAGUAUAUGUCUAAUGGCUUGUGUCAUGACUACUGUCUGAAAGACGGUUACGCCGUGGCCAUAACUCAGAAUUACGACUGCUGGUGCACUAACGAUGUCCCCGCAGACACUGAUUCCAAGUCCAACUGUGACACCGGAUGCCCUGGCUAUUCCGAGCAGGAAAACUGUGGUGGUGACGGCUACUUUGGUUAUAUCUUUAUAAGAAGCCCUUCAAAUACUGUUGAGCCGUCUUCUCUGACUACAGAGGCCUGGUCUACCCAGGAGGCUCCGGAAUCCACCCUGGAAGAGGAAACUUCCGAGGAACAAACUUCCACAACUCCUACUUCAACUUCCACAUCGUCAUCACCUUCCCCAACCUCCACAUCAUCCACUUCUACAUCAUCAUCAUCAUCAUCAUCAUCGUCAUCAUCAUCAUCAUCGUCUUCGAGAUCCUCAUCUUCUCCAAGAACUUCAUCCUCACCAUCACCUACGACAUCGUCAAGGUCUUCAAGCUCCAGCUCAAGUCUGAGCUCGUCCAGCUCUUCUAAAUCGCUGAGCUCAAGCUCUUCUGAACCUCCUGAAGUCGUUACCUCUUUACAAGCAACAACGGUAUAUUCGGUUACAACUGCUGAUGGCUCUGCAUCCCAGGUGAUCUCAACCAGAUACGUAACUGAACUUGCUUCAACAUCGACUCCCACGAGCGACCCGAGUGCAUCAGGUGACGGCGAUGACGAUAACGACGACGAACAAAAGUCUUUCUUUGACUCGACUGGCAAAGUAGCCGGCACUUUUACCGCAGUUGGUGUGGUUGUCGUUGGUGCUUUGGGCACUUUGCUCUACUGCUGUUGUUUUGGCGCAGGUCGCCGUAAUGACGAUUACUCAGACGAAGAAAACCAGUAUUCAUCUGACGAACUUUCUGUUAAUAAUGAAAAGCCUGUCGCUGCAGGCGGUAACUUCCACUCAAAGUCGUCACUGAGAAGUUCUAAUUUAAAGAGAGACAAUUCUAGCAAGUCGAUACUUUCUAUAUUUAAUCCCGGCACUGGCGGCAUGGGAGGCUCCGCCGUUGGUAGGAGCAUGUCUAAGAAGAAACUUAAUCCUAAUAAGGAGUCUGCCCCAGAUUCUGGCGGCCCGAUAAUGUUCCCUAUUCUGGAAUUCGAUAAUCGUUUGGACCCACUGACGAUGUUCCAGAAUUCAAAUGCAUCGAAAUUCUCCUUCGCCGAUGAGAAUGAUUACUCCAGGCGUAUAUUGCAUGUCGCUAACCCCGAAUAG